UGCUGUUUUGGGGUUACCGUUUUCUCAAAGGUGACUCGGCUGGUUUAUUUACGUUUGGAUUUUGUUAAAUUUUAAAUUGAAAACAUGCCGCACGGACACUCGCACGAUCACGGUGGAUGCAGCCACGAGGCCACGGAUGUGGACCACGCACUGGAAAUGGGCAUAGAGUACAGUUUGUACACAAAAAUCGACCUGGACAACACCGAGUGUCUGAACGAGGAGACGGAAGGCCAGGGAAAAAGUGUUUUUAAGCCCUAUGAGCGACGCCAGGACCUCUCGAAAUACGUCCAGAGCGACGCGGACGAGGAACUGCUAUUCAAUAUUCCCUUUACCGGCAACGUUAAGCUCAAGGGAAUCAUUAUAAGCGGUGCCAAUGAUGAUUCGCAUCCCAACAGAGUUCAAAUCUUUAAGAAUCGCCCGAGGAUGACUUUCGAUGAUGCGAAAGCUAAGCCCGACCAGGAAUUCCAUCUCACUCGCGAUGCCCGUGGCGAAAUCGAGUACUCACCCAAAGUGGUCACAUUCUCAUCCGUGCAUCACCUCUCGCUGUACUUCCCCAGUAAUUUUGGCGAUGACAACACUCGCAUUUACUAUAUAGGACUUCGAGGGGAGUUCACUGAAGCCCAUUAUCAUGGUGUAACCAUCUGCAAUUACGAAGCUCGUGCCAAUGCCGCAGAUCACAAGGAAAAGGCUUUCGAUGGAGUGGGAAGAGCCAUCCAAUAAAUGAGAAAAAGCCUGCUUUUAUGUUAGUUACAAAUCGCAAUUUAAUUGAGUAUCUCUGUUAAGUAUAUUUUGUGAUCAUUUAAGGCAUAAAAUGUAUUAAAACAUUUGAGUAUUUGUAUUGCACUGAAA
Drosophila elegans is the source of this 849-nucleotide messenger RNA. RefSeq names its product PITH domain-containing protein CG6153. Gene Ontology annotation, cellular component: nucleus. The transcript has 3 exons. The coding region runs from base 85 to 720 and encodes 211 amino acids. Lineage: Eukaryota; Metazoa; Arthropoda; Insecta; Diptera; Drosophilidae. The record is from RefSeq and is a predicted model, not a curated record.